CCUGGCUGGAGGUGAGGUGAGGCCUGGCUGGAGGUGAGGCCUGGCUGCGGGGCUGCCGGGCGGGUUAGGCCAUGAACUGCCGGGCCCAGGCCCUGGAGCUGACGGUGGAGGCGCGGCAGGUGGAGGAGGCGGUGUUGGCGGCGCUGCACACGGUGCUGCUGCACCGGAGCUCCGGGAAGUUCCACUACAAGAAAGAGGGCACUUACUCCAUCGGUACCGCGGGCUCCGAGGACGUGGACUGCGACUUCGUGGACUGCACCUACGUCAGAGUCUCCUCCGAGGAGCUCGACCGCUCCCUCCGCAAGUCUGUGGGGGAGUUCAAGGACGCACUGCGUAACUCUGGCAGUGAAGGGAGCGGCCAGAUCUCCCUGGAGUUCUACCAGAAGAAGAAGUCCCGCUGGCCGUUCUCGGACGAGUGCAUCCCCUGGGAGGUCUGGACCUUCAAGGUCAACGUGGUCAACCUGGCCAACGAGCAGGAGAGGCAGAUCUGCCGUGAGAAGGUGGGCGAGAAGCUGGGCGAGAAGAUCAUCAACAUCGUGGAGGUCAUGAACCGCCACGACUACCUGCCCAAGAUGCCCACCCAGUCGGAGGUGGACAACGUCUUCGACACGGGCCUGAAGGACGUGCAGCCGUACCUGUACAAGAUCACCUUCCAGAUCACCGACUCGCUCGGGACGUCUGUCAGCACCACCAUGAGGCGACUGAUCAAAGACACGCUGGCUUUGUAGUCCACAGGUCACGCACUCGACUGAUGUACAACUGCGCUAAGCAGCCUAGCUGAGAUUGUUUGUGUUUUACUGUGACCCCCCCCCCAUCCAUUCCCCACUCUGUCCCACCGCAUUUACCGCCCCCCCCCCAAAAAAAAAAUUGAAAAC
This is a messenger RNA of Callorhinchus milii (elephant shark), 875 nucleotides long. RefSeq names its product autophagy related 101 (gene atg101). Gene Ontology annotation, biological process: autophagy; autophagosome assembly. The transcript has 2 exons. The record is from RefSeq and is a predicted model, not a curated record. Lineage: Eukaryota; Metazoa; Chordata; Chondrichthyes; Chimaeriformes; Callorhinchidae. Gene Ontology annotation, cellular component: phagophore assembly site. Bases 72 to 728 code for a protein of 218 amino acids.